Molecule: messenger RNA, 3462 nt
Organism: Acanthaster planci (crown-of-thorns starfish)
Lineage: Eukaryota; Metazoa; Echinodermata; Asteroidea; Valvatida; Acanthasteridae
Product: putative monocarboxylate transporter 5
Biological process (GO): transmembrane transport
Molecular function (GO): monocarboxylic acid transmembrane transporter activity
Source: RefSeq, a predicted model, not a curated record
UGAGAUUUCCAUUAACGAAAUAUUACGAUAUCGUGAAAGGUCGCCCUACUACAAAACCUGUUUUGGUGAAGUUAAGCCAGGGUAAAGUAGCCUUUGAGUUAAUUUUUGAAAGGAACCAGAGAACUGGAAAAAUCCGGAUCUGAAGCAAAGGCAGUUCAUAGAUUGAGACAACGUUAACUUUUGAUAAUAACUCUAAAUAUUGCACAAAACACAUGUACCAUAUCGUGGAGUCGCAUACGAAUGAAUAAAUUCAUUUCUUUUAUGCUUCUGCAACGAUUGCUCCAAAAAAGAAACACAAACAUGCGACGUAUCUGCGACUGAAAACUGAAGACGGUUGCUGAAACAGGGAGAAAGUCUAACAUGGGCAGUAAAAGAAAUCAAAACACGGCCAGUGAUACGAUGCCCGAACCGCCCGAGUCGGGCUGGGCAUGGGUGGUUGUGUGCGGUGCUUUUGUUAUCCAGUUUAUGGUAGUUGGCUUUCUUGCCUCGAUGUCUGUCUACGUUUUCCUGUGGAUAAAUUACUUCGAGGGAAGCGCGGCCCAGACCAGCCUGAUUGUGUCGCUUUGUUCUUUCCUGAUGGGUGUCUUUAGUCCAGUGGCCGGUGCAAGCUGUAAGCGCUUUGGACCCCGUCUGACGGCCAUGGCGGGUGGUACGCUAACAUGUGCUGGCGUCAUUAUCUCCUCACAAGCGACUGGUAUUGUCUUUCUCAUCUUCAGCCUGGGGGUUCUGACAGCCUUCGGAAUGAGUAUGGCCACAAAUGCUUCUUAUACGAUACUGGGUAUGUACUUCAAGAAACGUCUGGCUAUAGCCAUGGGUUUAGCCACUGCUGGAGUCAGCGUAGGACAGUUGGUUCUUCCACCUUUCUUCCAGUAUUUGAUCGACCACUACGGAUGGAAAGGGUCGCUGAUGAUAACUUCCGCACUAACAUUUCACGUAGCUGUUGCUGGUGCCCUCAUGCGGCCCCCGCGUAUUGCUAAACCGAAGAAGCCAUCUAGAAAGUCCACUGGUCGCACAGCAGAGGAUGAGGCCAAAGCAGAAGAAAACGGCAAUAACAUUGAAUCGACUGGAGUCGGCAGCCUUCGGGCCCUGUCGCUUCUCAACCCAUCGAUCUUUGACGCAGAAGAUCAAGUCGGUUCCCCCAAUGGCAUGGCCCUAGGAGAAGGAUCGAUCUUCCAGGAGGAGCCAGACGUUGCCAUGACAACAGACAUUGAAGAGGAUGAGGACAGGAUUCAGUAUGUCGACGAUGAUUCUUGGAGUCUGUCAUCAACUCCGGGAGGAGAUAUGUCCGCCUUGAGCCACAGUGUCUGGGUACCUAUCGCUGUGACAGCCUUGCAGAGCAUGCCAGGAAAGAGGCGUCAACGAUCUUUUCUUCCCGGACGUAAACCUCGCUCUGCAUCUAUGCUAAGCCAGACCUUGCAGAAACAGCCUUCUGAACUCCUGCGUCUCUUUCGGAAUCCCAGCUUUGUGAUCAUGCUGGCGGUGAGCAUAGCACACGGCUUCGGCUGGGCGUCCACCACCUACCAUUUGGUAUCGCGGGCCGAGUCUGUCGGUGUCGAACCAGACAAAGCCGCCUUACUUCUCACUGCAAUGGGCACAGGCAGUCUUGUCGGUAGACUAAGCAUUGGAUGGCUGGCUGACAAAAAAUGGAUCGAUCCUAAAAUCUACUACACCUGUACCUUCGCCUUUUGUGCCUUGGCAGCAUUCAUAACUCCUCCGAUAACAGUCUACUACGCACUGAUAGCCUUGGCGCUUGUUCAAGGCUUAGCAUUCGGUGCAGCGACAGUCAUCCUAUUCAUUACUCCUGGGCGUAUUGUUAAGCCAGUACUUGCCACCACAUCCUUGUCGUAUUGUCUUCUUGCGUGGGGUGCAGGAGAAAUAUCUGGAGGAGCAUUAGCGGGAUGGUUUUACGAUGCUCUUGAAAGCUACGACUAUUCCUUCUACACUGCUGGAUCAGUGAUGACUGCUGGGUCUGGAUUUAUGCUCGUCAUAUUCUUCCUCCAGCGAGCGAAGCAACGAUGUCACGGACACCCCGCCAAGACAUCUGAGGGCAGACACGAGCACGUCGAACCGGGUUCGAAUCCGUUUGAUCCGGAGUUUGCUGGGUCAAAGUUUGAUGAUUUGGGAAGGGUCAAUCCGUUGUUUUUCAUGAGGGAAAGGGUUGAGUCAGAGAGGAAUAAGGGUGAAGUUGGACAGUGGGUGGGGCUGUGUCAGUUGAUGAAUUGAAUGAGAGGGAGACUGAUUUUAAGGGCUGGUCUUGGAAUAAUGCCCCUCAAGGGGAGGAGAUUGUAGUGGAUGUAAUUGAAAGGAGGGAGUUAGACACUGAAAGACACUGUGGGUUUGAGGAAUCAUCGGACAUUGACGAUCAAAUGAAUGAUUAUAACACGGCUGAAGCUCAUGCAAACUGUACCACUCCAACGCAGAUUAACACACGCGCAGAAGUGCACGCUGAAGGGACACAUAAUUUCGACAUAUCGAACAAUUCUACUGAUGCUGAUCCGGACAGUAUGGUGGUUGAAAGUUAUGACAAUAAAAUUUUGAUUUAUGACGGAAGCAAACGGGAUAGUGAUGGUGAUAUUGGCUUUGGAAAUCCAUGCUAUAACGUUAAAUCUUGUUCCAGCAUUCAAGAUUCUGGUAAUCAGGACAGCCCCUAUAAUGCACAAGAAGAAGUCGGUAGAGAGCGUAGUUUGUCCAAUGGCUUAGAAACGCCUCAUAACGAGUCUGAAUGUAGCAAUUACGAAAACGAUUGCGGUAUUGAAAAUCCUAUUUAUUUUGCUGAGUCUAAUUUAAGCGACUCUUUCCCGUACGAUAGCGAGUGUGUGAGUGAGAAGUGUCAGACUUGUGCCAGAGAAUUAGGUAUAAGUAAUUGUGUGGAAACUAUUCCAAAGGUGUUGCUGACCAACGAUUCCCUUGAACCAGAGAGAAACCGUGAAAAGGACGAUGAGAAGGAACGUGAGAAUUACUCAACUGUGAGCAAAGAGGGGGAGGGAAAUUACUCUGGAAUCUCUAACCCCUGUUACGUCGCAGACACUCCAGCAAAUAAAUGCCACAGGGAGAGCUCAGAGAACGUCACGUGUGGUUGUUAGGACAGAGGGGGUUCGGACGCCAGAAAGCGAAAAUGCGUGUGAAGUAUUGCAAUAUUUACUGGGUGGGAGGGGUCACAACUUUGUCUCCAAAGAACGUUUAAUGCCAGCUGUUUUCCCUUGCCUCUCAGGAACAAAGAUAGGUUCGUUGCAAUGAUCUAUUCUUUCCUCUUGGACUUUAUUUUUCAACAUUUUAUUUUUUAAAAUAUGUAUUAAGGAAACAUCAAUAAACAGUUGUUUGCGGGUUGCGUCUGUUGUUGUUUUCUUUUUUCUGGUCAUAUUCUGUGACAAAACAUUAUUUACUAGUUGCAUGCCAACAGACAAGAUCGGAAACAUUUACCAGAAAAGUAUUUCAGACACAGAAUUGGUACGAAACCUAAAA